Fundulus heteroclitus (mummichog) is the source of this 1728-nucleotide messenger RNA. RefSeq names its product ILEI_FAM3C domain-containing protein. The record is from RefSeq and is a predicted model, not a curated record. Lineage: Eukaryota; Metazoa; Chordata; Actinopteri; Cyprinodontiformes; Fundulidae. The transcript is spliced from 9 exons. Bases 278 to 952 code for a protein of 224 amino acids.
UUAGUGUGUGUGUAUUUUGUUAAUGCCACAUCCUGGUCUUUCUGUAACUCUAAGAGCCCUGACACAUAUUUCCUUUUUUUUUUCUUCUUCUUCUUCUUCUUUGCUUACACAAACGCCCGUCCCACAAGAGAUGGCUGGCUGCAGGGAGUUUUUCAGGGAGCGUCUGCAACAGAUAAGAUGACAGCAAAGCUGUAUCAGUUUUAUUUGCUUAAUGAGCACAUGAAGAGCAUCUGAAAGGAUUCGUUUUGGCAGGAAAGUCUUUUAGUUUGUUGCAGAAAUGAGAGAUCGAACGUUUCUGACCCUCACUGCUGUGACUGUGCUACUUCUAAUCUUUUUCCUGACUGCAUUUGAUGCCCGGCAGAAGGCGCAAAAUGUUCUCCGGUUCAAUGAAAUUCUCACAAAAUUCACAACAGGCACCGUUAAAGCCGCACCAAAGUGCAUCCUCUCCGCAGUUUGUCCCCCGGACCACUUUCCUUUUAAAAUUCAGAGUGGAGUUGCUAAUGUCAUUGGGCCAAAAAUCUGCUUCAAUGGUAAAAACAUUAUGAGUCACGUUUUGAACAACGUGGGACCAGGACUGAACAUUGUGGUGGUAAAUGGUGAGAAUGGAGUUGUAGAAAAGUUUGGCUAUCUUAAUAUGAUCAGUGGAAACUCGGCAGACAUCCUGGCAUACUUGAAGAUGAUAAAACCUGGCAUGAUUGUUCUGGUGGCCUCCUUUGAUACUGCAGCAACAAAGAUGACAGAUGAAAUAAGGCAGAUAUUUGUCGAGAUGGGAAGCACUUUGAUCGGCUCUGUUAAACACAGAGACAACUGGGUGUUCGCGGGAAGAGCAGGGAUCAAAAUCAAAAGCUUCUUUGAGCAGCGAGCUGAGAAUGAUAAGAGAACGAACCCUUUUGAUGGAUGGCCAGAGAUGGUGGAAGUGGGCGGCUGUUUCCCAAGAACCGUGGGUGUCUAAAAGCCAAACGUCGUGGAGGUUUUCCUCCAUGGAUGAAGAUUUCUUCCCAAAAGACGUGAAACUAUUGAAAGUAUUUAAUUUAGCUGAAUUAAACGGAACACUCCAAAUGUACGGUAACCUUUCAAUACUUGGAUGUUCCCACAGCGGACAGCUGAAGUAUUAUUGAACUGAAUUCAGAAAUUAUUUGUUUCUGUAUCUCCGUUGAUAGUAUACUUACACAAAAGUCCCUUUAAUGGACUCUAGCAUAUCGCUCUAGCUCCGUGACAAAAACUUUAUUAAAAGAAAUGAAGCCGUUGAACAGACCUGCUGGACACCUGGUGAAUGGUGAAACAAAACUGCUAUUAACCUAAAUCAGCAAAUAAUAACUAAUAUAAUUGUCAAAAUGUUUAACUACUGAUUUUUUGUUUGGAGGAUUAGAAUAAGUCACCUGACCUUAUUGGCCACUGAGAGAAAUUGGUCAAUGUGUCUAAAUGUAAAGGUAAUUUAAAAUUGCUAGCUUUAGGAUGCCUUUAGUUUUGCAAUAUAUGGAUACUAUUUCCAGAAAGGAAGAAACUAAUGCUGUAUAGAAUAUUUUGCUAUAGCUAAAUUAAGUAUCUUUUUUUCAAUAGGUUGCAAACGAUUUGCUUUUCCAUCAUUUUGAUGCCAUUUGCUAUAAAAAUCAAAUGUCCAAUCGAAGAAAAUCCAUUAAACCUAUACAGAAAAUGCUGGUUUAAAUAAUAAAUAAAUAAAUAAUUUCCCAUAGUAUACUAUAAAAACAAGCUCUUGUUUCAAAUAGA